Molecule: messenger RNA, 876 nt
Organism: Monopterus albus (swamp eel)
Lineage: Eukaryota; Metazoa; Chordata; Actinopteri; Synbranchiformes; Synbranchidae
Product: myelin-associated glycoprotein-like
Exons: 3
Coding region: 1-876 (291 amino acids)
Source: RefSeq, a predicted model, not a curated record
AUGGUGCAUUACAACAACAUAAUCACAGUAACACGAUCAGUGACCUUACUGUUUCAAAUCUCAUUCCUACCUACACUGUAUUUAGCAAAACAAAAAAACUAUCUGACCCUUAGACAUGGCUUCUUUCUCUGUCACUCCCUUUUAUUUCUUCCAGCUAUUUGCAGCCCCGUAUUUACUGAAGACUGGAAGGCUAAAGUCGUACCAGAACUUGAUGCCCUAGUUACAUCAUGUGUUGCGAUACCCUGUUCAUUCACCUAUCCUAAAGAUAAUCUGCCCAGCUCCAAACUCAGAGGGAUUUGGCAUCUUUCAGAUCCUCCAACUAGCCUGGUGUAUCAUGAGGAUCAGACAAGGGUCUUGGACAACUUUAAAGGUCGCACACGUUUGUUGGGAACCCUGGGUCAGAACAACUGCACCUUAGAAAUGACAGAAGUUAAAGAUCAUGACAGUGGACCUUUCUGUUUCCGGAUUGAACUAGCAAAGACAAAUGAACCCACCCGUGACAAGUUCUCCUUUGUUGAGGAUUGUGUCACCUUGAAAAUGCUCCAUGAACCUCCAACUCCUACACUGACUAAACCAGACACAGCCACUGUGGGACGUUCCUACACUGUCACCUGUUCAGUCAAACACACCUGUUCCUCACAUCAGCCUACACUCACAUGGAGUAGAAGCACCGAUGUGGACGUUAAGUCCUACAGAGAAAUUCAUUCUGGGAACUGGGAGGUACAAUCCACCCUGACGUUCACUCCUGAGGAGAAGGAUGACCAUGAAGACAUCACAUGCACAGCCACAUUUAAUGGAAUGAAGACAUCCACUGCAAAAUUUACACUCUUUUCUUUCCUGUAUUACAGGAUACAUACAUCUGCCUACAGGUGUUAG